Mya arenaria is the source of this 4437-nucleotide messenger RNA. RefSeq names its product trafficking protein particle complex subunit 10-like. Bases 130 to 3588 code for a protein of 1152 amino acids. The transcript is spliced from 22 exons. The record is from RefSeq and is a predicted model, not a curated record. NCBI's taxonomy places the organism in Eukaryota, Metazoa, Mollusca, Bivalvia, Myida, Myidae. Gene Ontology annotation, cellular component: TRAPPII protein complex. Gene Ontology annotation, biological process: early endosome to Golgi transport; intra-Golgi vesicle-mediated transport.
AUAUAUCUUAAAAUAAAGACUUAACAUUGUGCUUGUUUGUUAUUAAAAUAAAAAAAUCUAAAAAAAUUUAUUUCCGACGGUGCGGUUACAGGGGAGGGAGUUGGCCCAAACUGACAAAAAUCCCGGAAGAUGGAAGCAAAACCGAUCGUUACAACUCAUGGAAACCAAGUUGUGUUUUCAUCACUUCUAAAACCCUUACUGGAAGAUCUACCAAAAGAAACAGCUGAAUGGAGAAGGUCAUAUGGUCGAACUGCAAGAAAUGUCAACCUGGAAGCAAGUUUUGUGCCAUAUGAUGAUGACAUCCUGCCUGAUGAUUCUGUGAAAACUUUGGUCAGUCGGCUGUAUUUCCACAUCUACUGGACAGAUUGUGACCUAGAGGCAUAUAAGCAGACAGUAAAGGAGGAGAUAACAGAGUGGCAGGCUGCCCUGAAGGCCAAGAACAUCCCUGACUGGCUGAUUGUGGUAGUGAACAGUGAUGAAAGCAAGGCCAAGACAAAACUGCUGCCCCGGUCAUCCGUGUUUGACAAGAUUAAGAGUGACUUCUGUGGAAAACAACCAGAAAGGGUUGUGUUGUUGGAGCCACAUCGUGAGGAGAAGAGGAGUGCAGAACUUUGGAACAGUUUCCUGACAAGACUACGCCAGCUCCUGCUGCAGGCGUUUGCAAGACAUCUUCAGAAGUAUGAGGACAAUAUGCGAGCACUGAGGGAGAAACGUAAUGACAUUGGCUGGAACUUCCAGAAGUACUUUAUUGUCCAGGAGGAGCUGGCCUUUAUGUUUGAGAUGCUUGGUCUCCAUGAAGAUGCCCUGAUCCAGUAUGAUGAGCUAGAUGCCCUCUUCACUCAGUUCGUGCUGAAUCACGCCUCCGGACAGUCAGUACCAUGGUUGUCGAGCCUAGUGAAGCCGUGCACAUGCUGGGCGGGCCUCUCCCUCCAGCGGCCAAUCUCCUGGGAGAGACGUAACACAAUUAAGGAUAACGAGGCAGCUCUCCUCGAUUUCCGUAACUACCUGUUCUCUCGGCAAUGCGCCCUGCUGCUGCUCCUCAACAAACCUGGGGAGAUUGUCCAGCGGGCCAUAGACUACCUUCAUGAGACUGUGCAGGAAAUGAAGACCCUAGAGGUUUGUAUAUGUGAGGGUGGUCUGGACUGCUGGGUGUACUUGAGCGGGCUGGAAGUGCUGCUGAAAUGUGGGCAGCUAGAGGACCCCGUCAAUUCGCGCUCGCAGGCUCUCAACACCGCUUACCUCUGGGACUAUGUCUGCAGAAAGCUGCACACACUGGGGGAGCUGUGUGGGUUGAUGCCAGGGUUGGAACAGCCGCCCACCUCAAAACAGCUGGACCAAGUGGUUGACCUUACCUCUGGCAUGGGGCUACACAUUCCAACAGAGCACGAGCAUGUUGAGGAACAACUGACAUCAUCACCAAGGGACAAAUUAAGAGAGGCAUUGUCAUCACGGGAAGCCUUCCAGAAUAUCUACUUGGAGCAGUCUGAGCUAGCCAUGGGAACUUUCAAACACAUUGGUCGCUUCCGUUCUGCCAGAAUGAUUGGCAAGAACCUAGCAGACUUUUACAUGAAACUGGGAGAGCCCCAGAAGGCAGAGAACUUCCUGCUUGACGCGAUGUCAUCGUACCACAAGGAGGGAUGGAAGAAGCUGAGGGAUGUUUCCCGGCUCCACCUUGCAACAUGCCAGCUUCGCGUCAAUAAACACAAGUAUGUGAAGACUGGUUGUCAGGUUGCCAGCAGUGCUCAGAUAGACCUGGACCAGAGACUGGAACAUAUACACAAUGUGCUCGACAUUGCGAAAACAGUACAAGGGACGGUCUUACUCAAAGCAUCACCAUUGUUUAAAUUGGACAUAAAGAGUGUCAGCUUACCUGAGGUUUCCGUGGGGGAAACAUUCACUAUCACAGCCACCAUUUACAACAAUGCACCAUGUGACUUGUCAUGUGACUCAAUAUGGCUGACACUGACAGACUGUAUCCAAGAUUAUUCAGGAAAGAGAAAAGAUAAUCUGAAAGAUCCUGUAACCAGACAGACAAGUAACUCCAGUUUGGAUAGUAGAUUUGUGAUGAAUUCACCCAACAUUAAGAAGGAGAAACCUUUUGAAAUAACUUUACGGUCCCAUUUUGAGGGGACCCCAGAUGAGACCGUUUCCACAGGAAUAGCGUGUAUGAAUUCCCACGAAUUGUUGCGGAGAAAUGACAGCAGUGGGGGAGUGCUGGCACCCGUCGAGGAAAAAGUUACAAAAGACAUGACAUCUCAGAGAAGUUGUGUAAAAGAUGUCAAGCUAGAACAAGGAACAAAUGAAUUGAUGUUCACUUUUGAGAACAUUACCGUUGGGCAGUAUGAAGUGGGCCAAGCUGGGUUUAAGAUUGGGAACCUUGAGUUCAUCAAAGCCUUGGGUCCAGGGCACACUGUGAGUGUCAUUUGUGAUGAUACAUGCUGUGAUAUUCUACCAGAGAGCACAAUGAUAGCUGGUGUUAUGCAGAAGGUGAGGGUGUGUCUUCAUUCUGGGAACACAAACAUAGAUGCUAACAGCAAGGUGAGGGUGUCCAGUGCAGAUGACCUCGCUGUCGAGACAGGUUGCCAUGACAAUACAGUGUUGCUAGGGGAGGUUGUGAGGGGUGGGACAUCAGAGUGGACAAUGUCACUCCUCCAGCAGCCACAUGUGUAUGAUGAGGAGGAGAUAGAAAAUAAGGUUAUAUUUGACUGUUCCUGGCUUCCACGACCUUUGCUGACCUCUGUGACUUUCAAGAAUCCGUUCAAGGUCACACACAGACUGUUUACAGCCAGAGACAUGAAGUACCUGCAGAUGAGUGUUAGUGGUCAGACUGACCGUGAGUUUGUCCUGGGGGAGUGGUCACUGGUGGUCAGUGGGAACAAUGAUGUUGACCUUGUCUGUCUGAACAAGACUGGACAACCUGUGAAACUUCAUAACAGUCAGAGCCAUAGUUUUGUGUGGCAGAUCAAGUCCAACAUGUCUGAAUGUCCACCCAUGAACAUGACAUUCAGUUUCUCGUACAGCUGUCCAGAGGCUCACGAGAAUGAAUCAAGAAAACUUUCAUACAGUUUCACAUUAAAUAGUUUCCAGACUAUACUAACCGUGAGAGCUGACGUUUCACCUGCGGAGGACAACAAGGUGUGUAAGACUGGUUGUCAUGGUAGCCUGAAGAUCCAGGUCACUCAGAUGCCUGGACACAAGCCUCUUACGGACCAGGAGUUAAUGUAUGAGGUGGACGGGCAGGCACACUGGCGUGUUCUGGGAAUAUCAGCAGGUGUUUUCUCGCUGUCUGGAGGAAGUUACCAGACAUUUGUGGACGUGGUUCCAGUAACGUCCGGUUUUCUGCCAUUGCCGUUAGUUCACCUGUACAAGUAUAGUGGCCCGUCAGUCCCGGAAAAAAAAUCUUCUCAAGCAGAGGAAGAUGAGCAGCUAUCCACUACGGACGAGGAGAGUUCGGGCUCUGAAGAGGAUGGGGGCCCGCAGCAUAUGGAGUUUGAGCCGGGACAGGUGUACUACAGUUGCCAGGGACGACAGGUGCAUGUGUACCCUGUGGAUGUCAGUGGCGAGCUAGAGGUCGCGCUCAUACACUGAUGGUGAUGCAGAAAUGUCCAUGUGAAUGUUUAUUUGAGUAUCAAAAAGCGUUUAAACUCUCAUGACUUUGCUGAUGCAAAAAUGUCAGGAUUGUAAAGUACACAUGUAUUAAACUUUCAUGCAGAGUGAAAUUGGCGUAACCUAAUGUUUGUUAGGACUCAGUAGCUCUUGUAUAUUAAUGUCAUUGACUUCUUGUUUUUAUGUACACGUCUAUGACAGGGAGUGAACUUGCAAGUGUUUAUUAGCCAGCUUAGGUUAAUGGAAGUUGAAUGUAGGCUGAAUUCACAUAAAUCAGAACUGUGGAAUGCAUUCCAAAGGAACAUUUACAAACAGCUGAGACGUCUACCAGAUUGUGCCACCAUACCGAGAGAUGAUGACUUACACAUUAUGAACCAUGGUUUGGUAGAAUGUUAGUGAGGUCAAAGGGAGUUCAUAUGAAUCAAUUGAUCACCAUCAGAAGUAUUCCAGUGCAAUAAAUUUUGUUUUCUGUGUAAUUUUAUUGUUCAUUUCAGACAAUGAAUGAAUGACAGCUAGGCAGUUAUCUUAAAAUAAAUUUAAUACUUUGUUCAUUCAUCAAUCAUUGGCUACACAUUUUUAGUUGCAUCAAUGGUUACAUGUAGAAAUUUGUUUGCUUAUGACUUCAAUGUUACAAAAUGAAUACAAAAAACAUAUAAUAGAGGCAGAGAUCACUCUUUGCAGAAGUGAAAGAUACAGAUUUGAAUGCUUCAAUAAUUUAUUUAAAAUUAAUUAAUUUUGAAAAUGUAUAGAAGUAUGCUUUUGUUAACAAGAAUAAUGUCUGUGAUAGUUUUCUUUUAUUGGCAGAUAAUUUAUCAUAAUAAAAUAAAACUG